AUGUUUGGUAUGCGCAAGUUCAACGCUCCUGUCCUCCGUCCCGCCGCUCCCUUCAUUGUCGGUGGUGUCACUGUCUUUUACUUGGUUGCCAAGAUCCAGAGUGCCUUGAUUGAGACUGACGAGUACAAGAACGACCCCAGAAACCCUGCUUUGGCUGCUGGCAAGAAGGCUCACUAA
Zychaea mexicana is the source of this 177-nucleotide messenger RNA. Its product is annotated as ATPase, F0 complex, subunit J. The record is from RefSeq and is a predicted model, not a curated record. Gene Ontology annotation, molecular function: proton transmembrane transporter activity. The transcript has 3 exons. Gene Ontology annotation, biological process: proton motive force-driven ATP synthesis. Bases 1 to 177 code for a protein of 58 amino acids. Lineage: Eukaryota; Fungi; Mucoromycota; Mucoromycetes; Mucorales; Lichtheimiaceae.